Elgaria multicarinata webbii is the source of this 1884-nucleotide messenger RNA. RefSeq names its product Dexi homolog (gene DEXI). NCBI's taxonomy places the organism in Eukaryota, Metazoa, Chordata, Lepidosauria, Squamata, Anguidae. The record is from RefSeq and is a predicted model, not a curated record. Bases 1 to 276 code for a protein of 91 amino acids. The transcript has 2 exons.
AUGCCCGCCGCCGCCUGCGCGCAGCUGGAGUCGUGGGCCCCCCAUGCGCCGCCGCCGCUGCUGCCCUCUAUGUUCUACGUGGGCUUGUUCUUCGUCAACCUGCUGAUCCUGUACUACGCCUUCCUGCUGGAGUACAUCGCCCUCAACGUGGGCAUCGUCUUCCUGCCCGAGGACAUGGACCAGGCGCUGGUGGACCUCGGCGUGCUCUCGGACCCGGCCUUGGGCCUCUACGACCUGGACAGCGAGGUGGAGGCGCUGGACGGCUACUGGGAAUAGCAGCCCGGCCCGCAGGAGCCCCACGGCCAGCUGCUCCAGAUGUUGCCGGGCCGAAUCUUGGACAGCGGGCUUUGGCCUGUAGACUCAGAUGGGGGCAGCAAGCGACCGACCGGCCCGGGGCAGGGGCAGGGUCCGGGCGUCGCUGGGUGCCAGGGACUCCAGACCCCCCCUGGCGCCCUCCCGGCCCCAGAGGUGCGUCUUGUGCUGCCUCCGGGCGCCGGAGAGGAGGGGGGCAUCCCGCUACACGCGUUGGGGGCGUCGUGCUAAAGACGGGAGCCUCGGCUCCUCCGAAGGAGGCAGGUGAUGGCAGCCGUCGCCGAGGCAUGGACAGAUGGCGAGCGGAAAUUUGCACAUUUUUGUGGCACGCCUGAAGCAGCAGCGGGCCUUCCCAGGGCAGGAGCGCCACGAGACGAGAGAGCACGGCCUCGAAUGUGUAUCGCUGUGGGAGGCACGCUUUCGGAGCAACGUGGGCUCCACAAGACAGCCGGACCGAGGAUGUGACCUGUCCUUGUCCAGUGUCGACACUUUCAGGGUUUUCGCCGUGAUACUGCAGGAAUUUAUUAUGCACAGCGUCAGGAUUUGCUUAGAGGUUCUGGAAGGGCUUCCACUCACGCAAAACACCGACAGGUUGUUUAUGCCGAAUAAAGCUAUUAUUCACUCACAUUUUGCAAACCUCCAGGGACACGAGUGAAGAGUCGGUUCCAAUGUUUUGGAAGAGUCUGUGCUGGUCUAGGUGCACAGGAAUCCCGAGCGAUUAGCAGUUUGGGGGGGGGGCGAGGGCUGCAAAAAAACCGAUUGCAAAAUCCCAAGGGUUCCUUGCCACAUUGCAGAAAAUGCUGGCACUUUGCGGUUGGCUUGAACAACAACUUCAGCAUUUGCCCUGGCAGCCAUUGCCAUGCUGCAUGGGGAGCUAGGGUUGCAUUAUGCAGCCCAGUCUCGUGGAAAUGCCUUGGGGCGCAGUCCUCUUGCACCAGUACCGGCCCACACUGCAUGCGAGGGGUUGGUUUUUUACAUUCUCUCCCAUGUCAAAAGGUUUGCCGGCACCUGGAAAGUUUAUAUGUCUUUAAAGAAGCCAUUGCCCUGACAUGCUAGAUUUCUAUCUGCGGGGGGCGUCUGAUGUGGGAACCUGUUUGAAACCAGCAAUUCUCUCGCAUGCAUCUUGAGGUGUUACUGGCAUUUGGGAACUCUAGUGCAUGCUCUUUCCAAACAUGUGGACCCUAUUCUCAUCGUAACCACCCCACCCCCAGGUGACAAUCUGCACUUGCUGUUUAUAAGCUAGAAAUCAGGUUGCACUUUCUGAAUUCUUUUCCUGAUCCCAUUAAGCUUCAGAAAGUCAUCUCUUAACCCUCGAAAUGUAGCCUUUUAAAGAAGAAUUAAAAAAAAGAAAAAAAGAAUUGCAGGGAAUAAUUGUAUCAGCCACACAGUGUUAUGAAGGAGAAUUGAUUUUGUAAGUAUUUUUGUAAUUUUGGAAAAGGAGGGGGUCUUGUUGAUAACCACAAGUUAUUUUGGAAAGUGUUCAAAUGCAGUUGUUAACACUAAAGAAAAAAUAUAUAUGUAAAAAGCAAUAUACUGAUAAUAACCAUCCUCUUUCAAAUACACGAGUACGCA